Molecule: messenger RNA, 3205 nt
Organism: Rhodamnia argentea
Lineage: Eukaryota; Viridiplantae; Streptophyta; Magnoliopsida; Myrtales; Myrtaceae
Exons: 4
Coding region: 518-2836 (772 amino acids)
Source: RefSeq, a predicted model, not a curated record
UCUCUCUCUCUCUCUCUCUCUCUGCCGUUCUUCUUCCUCUACCUCUCACUGCGAGCUCCGCACGCGCGCAGCAGGGUUCUACAGACCUCUCUAGCUCAACACAUUUUCCUGGAAAAAUUAUAAAAAAAAAGACAGCAAGGGGAAAGAGAGAAUCCGCAUGGCGUGGCACCUCUAAAUCUGCAAAAGAAACUAGAAACCAGAGGCUCUGAAAGCCGUUUCUGAAGCAACGCUGAGUUAAAAAAAGAGAGCAAAAUAAAGGAGGGAAAGGGAAGGAUUUUCUCGGCUGGCCGUUUCUCUGUGGUCUUCGCGAUCCUUCUGCAAGCUUCUCCAAUCUAGGUUUAUUGGUUUUGGGGGGUUUCGCGUUUUGGCGUGAAGCGCAUGUGCGCUGCACCCCACGCGGAAUUACUUGGUCGAGUAUUUUGGGAGCCUGGGAGGUUCGCGGAUGAAUGGUUGAAGCAGAUUUGUAUCAGAACCUGGUUGUUGUUAUUGUCGGCGGCGGUGGUGGAGAUUUGGUGGCAUGAGCAGUUCUACUGGUGAGCCCUGCAACAAGGGCAUUGACGGGAGCGUAGGAGGGUUGGUUUGGGUUAGGCGGCGGAACGGUUCAUGGUGGCCCGGUCGGAUUAUGGGCCAUGACGAGCUGCCCGAGAGCUGUCUGGUCUCACCGAGAUCGGGUACUCCAGUGAAGCUCCUUGGUCGCAAGGAUGCUAGCGUGGACUGGUAUAACCUCGAAAAAUCCAAGAGAGUGAAGGCGUUUCGUUGUGGUGAGUAUGAUGAUUGCAUUGAAAAGGCAAAGGCAGCUGCCGCCACUUUAAGUAAGAAAGUGGUGAAAUAUGCAAGGAGAGAGGAUGCAAUCUUACAUGCUCUUGAGCUUGAGAGUUCUCGAUUGGGGAAGGACCAUCCAGAUUUUUAUUGUGGAAAUUAUUCAUCAGGGAGAGAUGGUGCUUUGGCUAUGGAGUCUCCUACAAUCUCAGAUUCUGGUAGAGGAAGUGAUGAAAUUUUUGGAGAUGAGAGUGACUGUGAUACUGAUUCACAUACGGGGCCUGAGUUAUCUCAGUCUGUCAUAUCUUUUGAAGAACCAAAUCAUGUCUGUUCUUCUAAGCUGCAAUCUGCACAGGGAAGAAGGAAAACCCCAAAUGAUUCGGAAGACGAUGGAAUUGAAGGAAGCAAGCGCAUGAGAGGGCUUGAGGAUCUAGGCAUGGGUGUGGUGUCUAACAAAAUGGUUCAGGUUGUUGCCGUUGACGAGUCGGUUCACCAAGAUAUAGCUCCUGGCACAAGUAUUGUCAAUUUUGUGCCAAAUGGAAGUCCUGUUAAUGGUUGCAAAGGCUAUUCUUCAUCUCUGAAGAGAAAGAGAUCUCAAGUGACAAUAGUGCAUGACUUCCUUAAAAAGAAAAAUAGGCGUCGCCCUUUGACCAAAGUUUUGGAGAGUACAGCGAUGGUGUCCGUUCCAGUUACUUGUGACCAGUCAGCCUCUUCAAGUGGUAAUUGUCUUGGCACUGCAUCUGACUGCAAGGGAUCUGGCUUGGAACAUCUUGAUUCAAAGAAACCGUCUCCCAUGGUCCCAGCGAACUCAGAAAGCCCUGCAGUUUCACAUGACAAUGAGCCAAUGGUAAAUGAUUGCAAGCAUGCUCAGAAAACCAACGAUUUCUCGAAGACAAAGGAAACUUCCUGCUUGUUGGGGCUACACGAGAAUGAAUUAUCUGAUGUGUUAUUUGAUGUGCCAUUUGUUGGAGAUGAUAGAGACUCUACAGGUUAUCCUCCAAUGCUAGCCAGGGCUCAACUAAGCAGCUUAGGAAGGCAUUCAAGUCAAAGCGGUCAACUAGAAGCUGCAUCUUUGCCAUGCAACCAUGUUAAUGAAUCUGGUCCCAACAGUUUGGCUGCUGUUCAUGGAGAUCAAGUUGACCAAAGGAUAGACAAGAGUACUUCCAAGUGGCAGUCAAAAGGAAAGAGGAAUUCCAGGCAGUUAAGUAAAAACAGGAAACAGCACCCGGGAAGGUAUCUGGAAAUGGACAAGGAAUCUAAUACAUAUCUGGCAGGUCUACAUAAGCCAGAUGGUUGCUUGCCAGCUUCUGAUCGGGGACCUGGCACCACUUGUGUUGAUGGGUUCCCUACUAUGAAUGCUAAACUGAAAUCAGUUAGCGAAGGUCAGUUGGAUGGCGUACCUGAUUGGGGCUCGCGAGUGUUCCCAGGAGAAUCUCAAAUGAAAAGGCAAGCUGAGCUGAAGCCACCACCCAAUGGUUCUCCAACUUCUCAAAGAUCGCUCCCUCAUCGUCAGUCUCGCUUUACUGUGCACUCUAGGCAUAAGACAGAUGAGUAUCCUAUCGGGGACUUGUACUCCAAUUCACCCUUGUAUGAUGUUGAGCUGGAAGUCAAGGCUAGCUAUCGUCCAACUCAUGUUCCUUUGGUUUCGCUCAUGAGUAAAUUAAAUGGUAAAGCCAUUGUUGGACACCCUCUCUCAGUCGAGGUCCUAGAUGGUGGGUACUGUGAUAAUCUGGUAAAUACGGUCAGCUGUGAUGCACAUAAGCUCUCUAUUUGGGGAGGUUCUGACAUGGGUCGUGUGGUUCAUAGAAGCUCAGGGCAUGUCCGACGUACUGCUAAGUCCCAUUCACGAAAAAAGUCGUCGAAGGCGAGGAAAUCGGGUCAGUUGUCUAAAAAGAUGCGGAAGUUGUCCUCAUUGACCGGACAUAAGCGAGGUGAGGACAUGGGGAAAUUCGCGGUAGAGAAGCCUGCUGGUCCUGUUAUAGCUUGCAUACCAUUGAAAGUAGUGUUCAGUCGAAUAAAUGAAGCAGUGAACGGUUCAGUGAGACCGACUCAUCGGGCUUUGACAUCCAACAGUUAAUGAACUUUUUCUUGCUCUGGAAGUCGAUGCACGGCUCAAUCUUCUUGCUGUAUGUAGUGCAUUUUCAGUUGCGGAUUUUGUUUCGGUUUUACUCUUAGCCAUAGGACUCUCUGCUUUGUAUAUCAGCGAGCUCCUUUCUGUAUAAUUUGAUCUCGGAACCCAACCUCGUAGGGAAGCUACUACCAGAUACCGUACAUAUUUAACAUUAGUUGAGGUGUAAAGUGGAAGUCUCUGGUAAUAGGCAAAAUUGCUUUACUUGCUAGUGGUAGUAGACCUUUGGUAGGUCAAAUAUAUCAGGUUUGAUUCUGUGAGUUAAUAACUCUUCUGUAUCUGUUGCUGGUCAUGGAGCAUGUUUAUUGAUUUUAUCAA